Messenger RNA from Aphidius gifuensis, 864 nucleotides. RefSeq names its product 39S ribosomal protein L40, mitochondrial (gene mRpL40). Gene Ontology annotation, cellular component: mitochondrial large ribosomal subunit; mitochondrial ribosome. Lineage: Eukaryota; Metazoa; Arthropoda; Insecta; Hymenoptera; Braconidae. The record is from RefSeq and is a predicted model, not a curated record. The transcript is spliced from 4 exons. The coding region runs from base 122 to 769 and encodes 215 amino acids.
AUAGGUUAUGUCUGGCAACAAAAUUAAAUGCUCCAAUAAAUAAAUAAAAUUACUUUUUAUUGCUUUUUAUCAAUAAAUAAUUGUAUACAACAUAAACGAGUUAAAAAAAAAACUAGUCAUAAUGUCUGUUUAUGGAAUGUUAUUAGCAUUUUCAAAAUUGUCAGUUCAACCUGUCACAUCAUUAACAAGAAAUAUUUCAACAAGUAGUUCUCUUUACUUUAGAGGAACUAGUGUUCUAUUUGGAGAACCAUUGAAGAAAAAGAAAAGAAUGGAUCCAGCUGUAUUAAGAAACAGAGAAGAACGUAAAAAGAGAAAACUUGAAAAACAAAUUCGUCGUUUGGAAAAAAAUUCUAGGCAGCUUAAACCUAUUAGUGAACUUGAGCCUGCAUUUAAACUUAUUGAUCAGCAAGCAAAACGAACUCGUCCAAAGCCAGUACAUACACAAGAAUAUCUAGAACAAAGAAUAUUGCUGACAAAAGAAUGGUCAAGAUUUAAAAAUGCUCAAUUUAUGGAAGACAUUAGAAUGCUUGAUAAUGUUAUGCUAUCACAGCAAAAAGCACUUGAUGAAUUACGAGCUGAAUCUGAGGAACUUUAUCAAGAAGCAAUUCAACCAGAUGUCAAUUUAAUGCCUCACAUUACCAAAGGACCACUAAACACAAUUGCAAUUCCAAAUUACGAAAAGCCUGAUGGUGAUUACAUUGAUGUUACAAAAAAAUACGAUGGUGAAGAUCAAAUAUUUCAACAAGUAAUUGAUACUAAAAAAAAAUAAUUAAAAAAUUCAUUGAAUACAUUUAAAGCCAGAUUUUUCUUUUUUUUUUUUUCAAAUUGUAGAAAUAAAAAUAAAUAAUGUUUAAUGACAAACAA